CACACACUUCCCUCGCAGGGCUCUCGAAUCUCACUCAAUCCCUCGACGCCAUCCAACGGCCAACCCGACCCCCUCCCACCACAGCUCGAGACCCGGACCCGCGAACCCGACUCCGACCCAACCCGAAACAAACCCACCGGAUUCACCGCGAUGAGACUGAUUGUGCCACUCCAAGGCGUCGUCCAAGGCAGAGGUGGCCUCAUCCUCGGCUCUCUAAUCCCAUGUGCUCUCUAUUACUGCCUCCAGCUCUACCUAAAACGACGCUGACCCUCCAAACCCGAUCCACCUUCCCCCUCCCAGUCCUCCUCCAACCUGGCGGAGCUCCCCAGAACGCUGUCGCGGUCCAGCUUGUCCACCCGCGGGUCCAUGGGCCGGGUCCGGAUCUCCUCCCGGGUGAGCUGGGUUGCGAAGCCCAACGACUCGCCGUACUCUAUCGGGUUGGACAGGGCUUCGGAGGACCCGUGCGAUAGGGUGGAUAAUCCGGAUGGGGUUAUUCAACUCGGAUUGUCCGAGAACAGGAUGUGUUUGGAUUUGAUUGAGAAAUGGGUUUCGGAGAAUUUGAUGGAAUCGAUGGUGGGAACGGACGGCGGUGAUUUGAGCAUAAGUGGGAUUGCAGCGUACCAGCCGUUUGAUGGAAUGACUGAGCUGAAAGUGAGGUUUUUACAGGUACCGGAUGAUUCUCCUUUUGCCAAUUCAACAAUUUUUCAAGGAAAGCUAAAGGAUUUGAAACAAAUUAAACAAAUUAAAAACAAAGUUAGUGGUAAGUUAACAAAUUAAUCCGAUCAAAUUACAAUAUUUAUAAUUCAAUUAAUCUCUAAUCUGUUCAUAUAAAACAACGUAACAUAAUUAAAAUGCAUGAACUAAACAUGUAGAUGAUGAAAUUAAUUAGCAGAAAACGAUCACUAAUUAAUGUGGUAUUGGUACACGACCAAAUUAUUUAUUAUUUUGUUCUUGGUUGCUGUCAUGUGUUAGUUUGUAGUUUGUAUCGAAAAAUAGGAAUCCGGGUUCUUGAACGGGGUCAUGUUAUAUGUUACUGUUGUAUAAUGAUAAUGUAUGUGAGGCUGUGCAUUACAGCAGAAUUGUUUGUUGCUUAAUGGCAAUGCAAAUUGAAUUUGUUAGCGCAAAA
Messenger RNA from Pyrus x bretschneideri (Chinese white pear), 1126 nucleotides. RefSeq names its product probable aminotransferase ACS12. NCBI's taxonomy places the organism in Eukaryota, Viridiplantae, Streptophyta, Magnoliopsida, Rosales, Rosaceae. The record is from RefSeq and is a predicted model, not a curated record. The transcript is spliced from 3 exons. The coding region runs from base 367 to 777 and encodes 136 amino acids.